Molecule: messenger RNA, 1288 nt
Organism: Tilletiaria anomala UBC 951
Lineage: Eukaryota; Fungi; Basidiomycota; Exobasidiomycetes; Georgefischeriales; Tilletiariaceae
Exons: 4
Coding region: 172-1233 (353 amino acids)
Source: RefSeq, a predicted model, not a curated record
AAAGGUUGAGCUGCAAGCAUAAUUUCUGGGAGACUGGGUUGGUCGCUGACCACAUCGUAUGCAGCCUUUCCCUACACCAGCUCGUGCGUAGACUGUGGUACCCAGGACAGCGUCGUAAGUGCUGCAAGGAGCACGGACUAGGCACGUCAGGGUGCUUGAGAGCAGCAUGGCAUGGCACGCAUCUUUGGCAGGCAACUGCUCAGCUAUGCAUCCGCAGCUCUCGCACCAUCUGGCCCGAACACGCUUUCGAACCAUGGACGGGCAGCUGCGGCAAAUCUCCCCGUUUGGGCGAGAUAUACAGUCUCUCGAAAUAUCAGCUUCCCUUCUGUGAUACUGCCUCCCGAAGAAGCUGAGCUGGCCGAAGGAGAGUUGGAUCUGAGCUACAUUCGAGAUGCUGCCCUGACAUCUCGUGAACGGCGAUGGCUUGCGUACGACGGCCGGACACCCGAUGUGCAGGCUCUUCUCAGGGAUGUAGAAGCCGAUUGGAAGCGCAGCAUCCACUUAAAUUUGCUGGCCACCCCGUUGAGAAGAUGCUCCAUCACGAAGACGAUGCUUCCGAGUGGACUCAUGCUCAAGUUGAAGUUCAGACCCAUACAACAUGAAUCCGCUAUAGCGAGCAGCACCGCCGGCGGCAAACGAAACAAACACAAUGGCGAAUCAGUUCUAACCUUGAGACAGCUUGAACUGGUCCCAACUCCCUCUCUCUCUCAGCAGAAAGGAUUCGUGGGCAAGAGUGCCUGGAUCUUCUUACACUCAGACAUGCUGGAAGCUGCUGUCACGAAAAGCAUUCAACGACGCAUUCGUCCGAACGGAACAUCCGUGAGCAUGCCUAGUGCGGAUACGCUCGCUACGCUUGCGCACGCCGCACUCAAGCAAGAUGCGCUGCAGUGUGCUGGCUUCAGCGAGGCCGAUGCAAGCUUUGUACACGCCAGUCGCGAGCAAGCGGAUGACGCAGGAGACGGCAUUGCCCCAAAGAUCGAAUCCGAGCACUCUCCAAAAUCGCAUCUGAUAGGGAGGGCAUCUGCGUUGCUGGCCAGCAUUCCGGAUUCACAAGAGGGAGAGGCAGUCCAAGUCGGCGAAGGAAUGCUGAAACAUGCGGAACAGCUCAUUCGCCAUGCGCGAACGCAAUCGCCGAUCGUAAAUCACGCCGAGACGUCUGAAAUCUCGCACAAGCAGCUGAUGACCACAGCGAUGGCGCUAUGGCGGCUUCGCAUGUGGGCAGUGGGCCCUUGAACCGCGCGCGAACGGCAUGUAUUAAGCAAUCUUAGAAUAAACGUGAGCAUUACAC